This is a messenger RNA of Durio zibethinus, 578 nucleotides long. Lineage: Eukaryota; Viridiplantae; Streptophyta; Magnoliopsida; Malvales; Malvaceae. The record is from RefSeq and is a predicted model, not a curated record.
AAGAAGACUAGUGAGCUAGAAGGUAUGGGACGCCCUGAUGCAGACCCUUCUGCCUAUGAAUCACAACAAAUUCAGACGGAAUGUGAGCUGCAACCUCAAGAAUAUGAGCCAAACCAUGAGGCCACACCAAAUAUUCCUGAUGACUAUGUAGCAGCAACCUAUCAGAACAAUCAAGAAGACCAGCAAUACCAGCCCCAGCAAAUGGUCGCACUAAUUGGAAAUGAUCCUCAGGCUCAACAACAACAGUUCCAGCCACAGCAAAUCCAACAGCAGUUCCAACCACAGCAGCCGCAGCAGCCACCACCAGCUCAGCCUCAGCCAAGACAAUACCCCCCACCACAUCCUAACCAAGCUUAUCCACCGGUCCAGCCCGCACCAUACCCACCUCAAAAUUUGCAAAAUAAUCCAGCACAUCCAAACUGGCCGAACCAGCAGCCUGCAUCAUAUCCACCACAGCCAGUGCAGUACCCGCCCAAAAGCCCACCAACCAAUCAGAUAUACUCAAAUGUAAGCCCACCAGUGAUGCAACCUCAGACCGUCUACGUCCCCUAACCUUUCAGCACAAGCAUUUCCUCAAC